Molecule: messenger RNA, 2304 nt
Organism: Doryrhamphus excisus (bluestripe pipefish)
Lineage: Eukaryota; Metazoa; Chordata; Actinopteri; Syngnathiformes; Syngnathidae
Gene: cbfb
Product: core-binding factor subunit beta
Biological process (GO): regulation of transcription by RNA polymerase II
Cellular component (GO): core-binding factor complex; nucleus
Molecular function (GO): sequence-specific DNA binding; transcription coactivator activity
Source: RefSeq, a predicted model, not a curated record
AUGUGGGGCGUUUGGCCUGGCCCACAGGAGGAGGAGCACUUGAAGUUACAGGUAGAGACAGAAGACACAGACAGGGAGCGCUCGCUGGGCGUGAGACAGUGGGGCAGUGUAGAGAGAGGUGGGAGAGAGCGAGAAUUGAGUUUUUUUUCCCUAUCUGGGUGGGUCACUUAUAAUACAACGCACUUGGAGGCAAGGGAAGAACGCGAAGGAGCAGCGGUCAUCUUAACGUGGAGCGCCAGGGUACACAUUUCUCCACAGGGGGAAGAAAAAAAAACCCAGGAAGUGAGUGAAAGAGAAGCUGAAAAAAACUCGAAGGAACACAGCCCAAGUUCGACUGUGAGGGCUGGUUUUGGGUUAAGGGUGAGAAAAGGCCGGAUUAAAGUGAGGAAUCCGCUGUGAGAAAAGAUGCCGAGGGUAGUUCCGGACCAGAGGAGCAAGUUUGAGAAUGAGGAGUUUUUCCGCAAGUUGAGCAGGGAGUGUGAGAUUAAAUAUACCGGCUUUAGAGACCGACCUCAUGAGGAGAGACAAGCCCGCUUCCAGAACGCUUGCAGGGAUGGACGGUCAGAAGUAGCCUUUGUAGCCACAGGCACCAACCUCUCGCUCCAGUUCUUUCCAGCCAACCUGCAUGGAGAUCAGAGACAGGUUCCUACCAGGGAGUAUGUUGACUUUGAGAGAGAGACAGGAAAGGUCCAUUUAAAGGCCCCAAUGAUCUUGAAUGGGGUGUGUGUGAUAUGGAGAGGUUGGAUCGACCUACAGAGGCUGGAUGGAAUGGGAUUCCUGGAAUAUGAUGAUGAGAGAGCACAGCAUGAGGACGCUCUGGCCCAGGCAGCGUUUGAAGAGGCUCGACGCAGAACCAGAGACUUUGAAGAGCGAGAGCGAUCACACAGAGAGGACCUAGAGGACCCUGUGGUUUCUAAAAUCUGGGACUGAUGACAGACAGACAGACAGCCAGCAGGAAACAACAGGUCCAGAAGACAGCAGGACCCCAGCCCUGGCUCACACAUGGCCAGCACUGAUGUGGACCACAAGAUACGCUGAGCAUGAUGAACAGUAAAGGGAAGAGGAGAAGAGAAGAACUUUUAUCCUUUCACUUUCAAUACAAUCAGCUGGAAAGACAUGUUGAAUUUCACCAUUAUUUACAAAUACAGUAUGUUAUAAACAUACUAUAUUUCAUCAAGAUAUUGGAAUAUGGAUUAUGAUUGAAUUGAAAGGGAACUAUAUCACUAUAUCAGAUUUUUUUUUUGUAAAAUCACAUUUAAAUGUGAGAAAUGUUGAUGAAAGUUUUGUAUCAAUGUUCCUUCAUAUAUGUGGGACAAAACUCAGAUUUUAAUACGUUGUUACAAAAGUAUAUAUUUUUGAUCACAACAAAACAAUGAAAUUCGAGAGUCAGGCGAUUUGUUAUUGAUAUCUGACAAGAACAAAGGCGAAAAUGAGACACGCAAAACAAUAGAAUGAAUAGCCAGGGCUUCCUAAAAACUCCAAAUGCUGAAACCUGCUGUUUUCUGACACCAAAGUUGACCUUUGCUGGACAAGAAAGGAGGCGGGAGGUCGAAAUGCCAAAAGAGAAAUUGUGUUUAUUUUAUUGUUUCUCCAAACAUCACAACGGUGAGACAACCAUACUAAAAUGGGUCAAGGGUAAUGUAGCGACAACCAAUCAAAAAAUAGAAUAGGGUAUUGACAUGCCAUUCAAGGGGUGUUUUGCACUAUGUGAUACAAUCAGUCACGUUCACAUGGAUUAUUGUUAUAUGAUUAUUCGCAUGAAACACAACACAGGGCUACCUAUUAGUGGGUUGUUUCACGAGCAGCCCGGAAUAUCGAUGAUAAAUAAUCGACUGAGUCAAAGUCACAUAAUAAUAAUAAUAAUUGUUUAGCCUUGAAUUCCCCUAUUUUUGUGUUAACUUUGAAUCAAGUCAUCCAGGUAUCCGUCAUCAUUUAAAGAUUGUAAGAGUGUGGGAAACUAUUUUUUAUUUUUAUUUUACAGCACUAGCGUGAUGACAUUUGUUACAUAAUUAUGACACGUAUCUUGUUUUUUUUUGUGUGUGUGUGAAGUCAUGAUGUUUACUUUUUAUAUUCCCACUGCUUUAUAUAUUCAUUUUUGUUCAUCUUUUUUUUUUUUUUGCUUUGAUUGUAACUAGUUGUAGUGUUUCAUGUAAAUCAGGUCAAGUUGGAAUUUACAAAAUACCAAAAAAAAAGUUUUGUUGCUUCGAUCUGCUUUUCUUUGUUUCAUGUAUUUUAUUGUGUGCUUUGAAUGUGGAUUAUCCAAAGCUCUGUCAUGAGGUGUCAUAAAUAUUUUAUACAUUUUAA